AUGGCUCACCAAUCCGAUUCCACCUCCUACACUACUGUGUCCGAUUCCCCCAGCACGGAGUCCUGCAACCCUAACCGGGAGGAGAUUGGUGGUGACGCUGCAACAUCUUCUCAUGCAAGAAGACCAAAAGAAACGGUCUCCAGAAUCUCCUCAGCUAUCGCUCUGGACAAACCAUCCAAGGAAGGAUCGAGGUAUGUGCAUAAUGCCAUUGCUUCUAUUGUCACUAAGAUUCUGUCUGGUGAUCAGAAUGUUCCUGGGGUUUCCGUUCCCUUGAACACUAUCAUACCCGAUGAGGUUGCAUGUCGAGAAACCGCAGUCGUGGUAAAAGAGAAUGUGUCUGGAAUACCUGAAGAGGGCCCUAAGAACGAUAAACCUGUAAACAAGGUGAGAGGUGAGAAGGUCAAUGUCAGUCAAGGUGUUGAUGACAACUCUAGAGCUGAAACAGUUAACCUGGAAGAGUUCUCUGAUAAUGAACUUUUGGCUUCAGUCAUCCCUAGAAUAGCCAAGAGGGUUAGGACUAGGAGGAAGAAAAAGAUUGUGGUACAGAGGUCCCCAACCAAGGAGGUCGAUGAGACAACCCCUCCCAAGCAAGCAGUGACAGAGAGUGCACGCAAAAGAAAAGGGCAUGGACCUGUAAAAUCUUGGAGCAAAGAGGUGCCCAAGAAAAUAAAGACCAAGGCUGCUGUGGUGGAGUCUGACUCGGAUGUUCCUUGUGAUGUCACAACAUCCCUGUGGAAGUAUGUCUACCACAAGAGACUGGCCUUGGAAAGGGAAUUGGCUCAGAAUGCCUUGGAGUGUAAGGAGAUUGUGGACCUCAUUAAAGAGGCAGGGCUAAUGAGAACUGUGAAUCAGCUCCCAAAGUGCUAUGAGACCUUGGUGAAGGAGUUCAUUGUUAAUCUGUCUGAGGAGUAUGCAGAUGGGAAGUAUAGAGAAUUUAGAAAAGUCUAUGAGCAACCUCGAUUCCUCUCUGACAAUGAACCCCCGACAGCUUACCGGACCGCACUCUGA
Molecule: messenger RNA, 1008 nt
Organism: Lathyrus oleraceus (garden pea)
Lineage: Eukaryota; Viridiplantae; Streptophyta; Magnoliopsida; Fabales; Fabaceae
Exons: 3
Coding region: 1-1008 (335 amino acids)
Source: RefSeq, a predicted model, not a curated record